This is a messenger RNA of Capsella rubella, 696 nucleotides long. RefSeq names its product egg cell-secreted protein 1.4. NCBI's taxonomy places the organism in Eukaryota, Viridiplantae, Streptophyta, Magnoliopsida, Brassicales, Brassicaceae. Gene Ontology annotation, biological process: double fertilization forming a zygote and endosperm. The record is from RefSeq and is a predicted model, not a curated record. The transcript has a single exon. Bases 238 to 624 code for a protein of 128 amino acids.
UCUUCUUUACAAAAAGCUAAAGACGCUUCACUAAUCCUGCUUAAUCACAUUCUACCACUACAUAGUCACCUACGCUCAUUACUUCCCCACUAAUAAAACCUUUAAUUACUCUUUUAAUCUCCUCUAACCCAAAAUUAUAUCCUCCCCCAAGCACAGCUGACUAUAUAUGCCAAACGAUCACGAUUCAAUCGAAUCACACAAAACCACUAAAGCAAAUAAAGCAACACCAAAUAGAUAAUGGCUUCAAACACCACUUUCCUCUUCUCCACCUUUACACUAUUCCUCCUCAUAAACAACACCACCGUCUCGGGUAGAUAUCUCCCGGCGGAGUCAUCCAACAUAGCGGCGAGGCUCCAAAGUGGAGGACUAAUGGAAUGCUGGAACGCAUUAUACGAGCUGAAAUCGUGCACAAAUGAGAUCGUUCUCUUCUUUCUCAACGGCGAAACAAAACUCGGUGUUAGUUGUUGUGAAGCCGUCGAAGUCAUCACAACUAAUUGUUGGCCUGCUAUGCUCACUUCUCUCGGAUUUACGCCUGAGGAAGCUAAUCUCCUCCGUGGCUUUUGCCAGCAUCCAAACUCCGGCGACUCUUCCCCGGCUCCUUCUCCCAUAAUAGCUUCAUUGUAAUUUCCAUAUUAAUUAAGAAAUGUUGAUUUUUAAAAAUCUCAUUAUUUAACAAAUUUUCAUAUGGAGCUUCUU